Gopherus evgoodei (Goodes thornscrub tortoise) is the source of this 1926-nucleotide messenger RNA. RefSeq names its product PHD finger protein 1-like. Gene Ontology annotation, biological process: chromatin organization; regulation of DNA-templated transcription. The record is from RefSeq and is a predicted model, not a curated record. Gene Ontology annotation, molecular function: DNA binding; chromatin binding. Lineage: Eukaryota; Metazoa; Chordata; Testudines; Testudinidae. Gene Ontology annotation, cellular component: nucleus.
CCUGCUCUUUAGCCCCUGAGGGCCGGGGCAGCCUCCUCAGCCGUGAGAAGCCCCCCUCCCCAGAUUGGGGAGGGGAGAGAGCCGGCCCCCACCCUCACAGGAGACUCGGAGACCUGAUUGGUCACAAUGUGAUGGCGAGCGAGCCACCUGCUCAGACUUCCCGGGUGACACGCACAAGCUCCCGCCUGACCUCCGGCCCCUGGAAACGCCCGGCUGCCCUGGUCGCUUCUGUGGCUCCCAGCCGGCCCCGCUUCUGGGAGGGGCAGGAUGUGCUGGCCCGCUGGACCGAUGGCCUGCUCUAUCUGGGUACCAUCAAGAAGGUGGAUGCUUCACGGCAGGUUUGCCUGGUGCAGUUUGAGGACAAUUCCCAGUUCCUGGUGCUCUGGAAGGACAUUAACCCUGCCGCCGUGCCUGGAGAGGAGCAGAUCUGCUGCGUGUGUUACUCGGAGUCCGUAAGCCCAGAGAACCAGUUGGUGCGGUGUGAGAAAUGUGGGCACACCUACCAUCAGGAGUGUCACCUGCCCAGAGUGCUGGAUGCGAGCAGCGAUGGGGCUGGGGUGCUUGGUGCAUGGAUGUGCCGGCAGUGUGUCUUCGCUGUGGCCACCAAGAGGGGUGGUGCACUCAAGAAAGGCCCCUAUGCCAAGGCCAUGUUGAGCAUGAAGCUGGUGCUGCCCUAUCAGCUCAAGGCUCUGGAGUGGGAUCCAGCACACCUGACCAAUCGGCAGCAGUGUUACUGCUACUGUGGAGGCCCUGGAGAGUGGAACCUGAAGAUGUUGCAAUGCUGCAGCUGUGCCCAGUGGUUCCAUGAGGCAUGUACCCAGUGUCUGAGCAAGCCACUGCUUUAUGGAGACAGAUUUUAUGUCUUUGAGUGCUGUGUCUGCACUGGGGGCCCUGAGAGCGUACGGAGACUUCCCCUGAGAUGGGUGGACGUGGCCCAUCUCAUUCUCUAUCAUCUUAGCAUCUGCUGCAAAAAGAAAUACUUUGACUUUGAGCGGGAGAUUCUGCCAUUUGCCAGCGAGAACUGGGACAACCUGCUGCUGGGAGAGCUCUCAGAUACACCCAAGAGGGAUCGGUACAGCCAAUUGCUGAGUGCCCUGAGCAGCCACAAAGACAGGUUUAUUUCAGGGAAGGAGAUCAAGAAGCGGAAGGGCUUUGGGCUCCACAUACGAGUGCCACCUCCUGCACCUCAGUGCCCUGGGGGCCAUGGUGGCUCCACAGCUCAGCAGCCCCAGGGGCAGCCCCCUCUUACUGACAGCAGCUUCCUUUCAGGGCAGGGCAGCAGUGGGGCAGGGCGCCGGAGGCUACGGAGGCGCAAAGUCCCCCCAGAACCUACAGACACCAUGGAACUGAGGAGCAGCAGGGAGAAGUGGCAGCUGGACAGAGCCCUCACCCAGGAGGUGGUGGAGACCCCAGUCAGUGCUAGCCAGACAUACUGUGGCUACAGUGGCACCUCCAGCACCUACAACUUCCGCCGCACUGACGCCCGCUGCCUGGAAAGUGCUCCCAUCAGGAUGUUUGCCUCCUUCCACCCAUCUGCUAACACUGCCCGGACCCUGAGGAGCACCACUGCCAGCCCGGACUCCCGUGAAGCACCUGCGCCAGAGAGCGAGAGCCCUGAGCCCCCUGCCCACACUCCACUGCCCCAUGCAAACUACCCAGCCCCCACCACCAAGCACCAGCUGGAGCCCCUAGCCUCCCCUUCCUCCUCCAGUGCUCUGUGCCCAGGUCCUGCCCCCACCAGCAGCAGCUACUUUGGAGCCAUGGGGCGCCUGGCUCGUGGGGAGGCUGUCCGCAUCCUGGCCCGCAGGGUCACCCUCGAUGGCACUGUCCAGUACCUGGUGGAAUGGGGUGGAGGGGGCAUGUUCUGAGUGGGAGGGGAAGUGCUAGAGACAGCCCCUCUAUUGGGGCUGCAAAGAGUUGGCCUUC